AUGGUCGUUGAUCAUUUUGAUCAACGGCCUGGAUUUAAUGGGGGGCCGGACGGGUUGAACUUAAUUGGAUCAGGGGCGGGUGAGGGUAGUCGCCCUGCUAUCACUCUGCCUGAAUCUCCUAUUCCAGAGCAGACUACCCCAACUCCUACACCUGUGGAGGGUACCACUAUCCCUCCCAUUGAAACUUCUGUCCCGCCUCCAGCCCCAGUUUCCAGUUCUGCAUUUGCUAAGGCCACAGAAAACCGUAAACUGAAGAACAGAAUGGAGAGAGAGGGUAACAGCAAGGCCCGGUCUACGGGCAAUAUAGGAGAGUCACUAGGUGGGGGAAGAUCAGCUUUCACAGGAGGAUCAUCAAGGCCUUCCCAGUUUGUUGCACAGAUUUCAGCCAGUGCACCGCCAGCAGCAGUUGAGUCAUUUCAGGCCCGGACAGGGCAACAGGGGACCCCAUCAACGGGGUCGGUCUGGAGAGAGGUUCUAGCAGAAGCAGAGAUCCCCGUGGCCCAGGUGCAAGAAGAUGCACUUGGGGAUUUGCUACAUGGAGUUUCCCGUAGGGGCACCGCACAGCCAGCCAGCCCAGCAGCUGCUAUAUCUUCAACCCCCUCUCCAGCUCAAGGUACCCCAGCACACUCAGGGCGUGGUGCAGCUAGGGGUGGUGCGCAGAGUUUAGGAGGACCCAACCAGUUCUAUGCUAUGAGUGAACGCAAACUGCAGAGGCUUCCCCAGAUGUUGUUAUAG
Messenger RNA from Nicotiana tabacum (common tobacco), 735 nucleotides. The record is from RefSeq and is a predicted model, not a curated record. NCBI's taxonomy places the organism in Eukaryota, Viridiplantae, Streptophyta, Magnoliopsida, Solanales, Solanaceae.